Molecule: messenger RNA, 2134 nt
Organism: Humulus lupulus (European hop)
Lineage: Eukaryota; Viridiplantae; Streptophyta; Magnoliopsida; Rosales; Cannabaceae
Product: arogenate dehydratase/prephenate dehydratase 1, chloroplastic-like
Exons: 11
Coding region: 503-1666 (387 amino acids)
Biological process (GO): L-phenylalanine biosynthetic process
Cellular component (GO): cytoplasm; chloroplast
Molecular function (GO): arogenate dehydratase activity; prephenate dehydratase activity
Source: RefSeq, a predicted model, not a curated record
UCUUUUGCUUAGGUAAGAAAUACAAACUUUGUAGACGGACUUUAUGAUGUCUGUUCAACAAGGACCCUUCAUCGAGCCCCGCAGUAUCUUGCAUUAAGAAUUUCUCCAAUUUUGUUUCGGUUUCUUGGUCCACGGGUGUUUUUUGUUUUUCUUUUUUCGUAACGUCUUUCGGUUUGGUAAACUUAGUCAGUCCUACUCUUAUAUAAAAAAAAAAUCUAAAAAGCAUGCAAAAGAAGCGAAUUUGCUUUAGCCAUGUCCAUGUCCUGCGCUUCAAAUGUUCGAUGAAAAGUCUUAACCAAUACCGUAACUUUCUUCCACCCCUAAAACAAAUAUUAUUAGUAUAUAUAUGUAUAUUUUGUCAACUUUUUUCCCUUUUUUUUCGUAUUGACUCCAAUGCCGGCUUACUUACCAAGACCAGUUUCAUUCAUCAAAAGACAACCUUUGUUCUCCAAAACAUUUCAGACGCAGGGUUUCAGAAAUUUGGAGAAGGUUGAAGGAUUUGAUGGCUGUGAAUUCUGUAGCUAUGCUGGGAAACUUUGGCUUUCAAUUGGGUUUGGGAGGUUUUUCGUCCAAAUCAUCUGAGCUAAGUAAACGGGUGUCGUUUGGUUCCCUUCCUGGUUCAUCUGGUACUUUAGCUUUCCAUGGUAGUGGGGCAAAGCCGUUUAAGCCAAAGAAAGAACAUCAGCAGGCUUCUAGUCAGGACGAGCAUAAUGUUUCAAAGACAUUGCAUAAGGAUUUGAUCUUUAUCCCAAGAUCAAUAACUGAAUCUGUUUUGUCUAUUUAUCCCAAGGAUGAUCCCAAUGUACGAAUAGCAUUUAAGGGCUUGCCAGGAUGUUACAGUGAGGAUGCUGCACUCAAAAUCUACCCAAAAUGUCAAUCCGUUCCUUGCGAUGAGUUUGAAAAUACGUUUAAGGCUGUUGAAUUAUGGCUGGCUGAUAAGGCAAUUCUUCCUAUUGAGAAUUCGGCUGCUGGAAGCAUCCACCGGAACUAUGAUUUACUACUCCGUCAUAGGCUUCACAUUGUCGGUGAAGUGCAGUUGGCUGCCAAUCUCUGCCUUCUAGCACUGCCAGGAAUUAGAGAAGAACAGUUAAGACGAGUUCUAAGCCAUCGUCAGGCACUUGCCUCAAGUGAUGCUUUUCUAAGUAAGUUAGGCACAGCCCAAGAAGAUGUUGAUGAUACAGCUGGUGCAGCUCAGUACGUAGCAUUGGAAGGUUUGAGGGAUGCUGGUGCAAUUGCUAGUGCUAGAGCUGCAGAAAUGUAUGGGCUUAACAUACUUGCAGAAAGAAUCCAGGAUGAUGCUGAAAAUAUUAUUCGUUUUCUCGUGCUUGCGAGGGAUCCAAUUAUUCCCAAACUUGAUAAGCUAUACAAAACAAGCAUUGUGCUUACUUUACACGAAGGCCCUGGAAUUUUGUUUAAAGCAUUGGCUGUAUUUGCUCUAAGGGAGAUUAAUUUGAUAAAGAUUGAAAGCCGACCUCAAAAAAAGCAGCCAUUAAGAGUGGUUGACGACUCCAACAUGGGGCAAGCUAAGUACUUUGAUUACCUUUUCUACAUUGAUUUUGAGGCAUCUAUGGCAGAACCACGUGCACAGAGUGCUUUAGAGCAGUUGCAGGAACUUGCAACUUAUCUUCGGGUACUUGGUUGCUAUGCCAUGGAUACAACUCUAUAGCCAACUAUAUCUGCAUUUCUCCUCCAUGUGCUUAACCUUAUCAUGUGGGAGGAAGAGAAUAUGGCCAAUCAUUUCAUGAAGUGAUCUCUGAUCUCAUACAAGAAAAAGCUUGCCUAGUUUCCACAAUUUCAAACCAAUCCUCAUGCCAUUCGGGUCUUUUCAAGGUGAGUUUCAGAGUAGAACUUGUUUAAAUCAUGACAUGGUUACGAAAUGUGAUGCUCUCUUCUCCUUGCGCUUGCUGGUCUCUAAAGGCAUGGUUGGUUGGUUGGUUGGGUUUGUGGCUCAUGGGCAAACCAAGACAUUAUUCUGUGCUGACUUCGAGAGAAAACUCGUCUUUUAUAUCAUUUAUCAUUUUCAUAAAGAACAUAUAUCAGCUCAUAAACUCUUCACUUGGGUAACAAACAAGAUACAACUAAACUAUAACUUGUUUUUCAAUAUCUAAAUGUAUAGUGCUAUUUACUACUUGUU